AUGACAGAGCAUUGGACGCCGCUGGUGGAUGUCCGGAUCAACCUGGGCGCCGGUGAGGGGGAGGUGACGUCUCCUCCCGACCGCCGGCUGGACGACUUACUCUGGCACGUCGUCGACGUGCAGCGCAAGGACGCCGACGUCGCCCUCACCAUCGACGGCGUGCACGUCAGCAGAAUAAAGCUCCCUGGUCGCUUCUACGAGCUAAACAUCCACUACGGCGUGUUCAUCGGUGGGAUGGGCGACUUCUCAGAGAUCUUCUUGGGCCUGCUGGACAACUUCCGCGGCUGCCUGCACCAGGUCCGCUUCAACGACGUGCCGCUGUUCCCGACGGCGCGCGAGCGCGGCACCGCCUUCGGCGUCACCUGGGGCUGCGACAAACAGUUUGACGCCGACGCCGACGUGUCGCUGAGCUUCGUCGGCGAGCACGCGUUCGCUAUGCUGCCGCCGUUGCUGCCGCACGCCGGCGGCACCCUUCGGCUCGACCUGAAGACGGCCGCCGCGGACGGCCUGAUCGUCUACAACGACGCGGGCCGGCGUGGCCGCGACCACGUGAUGGCGACGCUGCGCGACGGCCGGCUACGUCUGAGGCUGGAGGCCGGCGGACGGCGCGUGCAGCUCGACAGCAAGGUGGCCGUCAACGACGGCGUCUGGCACAAGGCGCAGCUGACGGUCGGCGUUGAGUACGUCGAGCUGAGUGUCGACCAGACGCUGACCAGCGUCAAGCCCGACAACGGCACCAACUUCCAGGCAUUCGCGUCAAACCUCUUCGUCGGCGGUCUGAGCGAGAAGAACCGCAUCCGUGCGGCCAAGCAGGGCAUCGAGGACAUUCCGGUGGACCUGCGCGGCUGCGUGCAGAACCUCUUCGUCGACGACGUGCUGACGGGCCUGCCGAGCGUGGUUGAGAGCCUGGGCGUGCAGGCCGAGUGCGUCUGGGAGUACCCGUGCCUUCGCGACCCGUGCGUGCCCGGCGGCGUGUGCGUGCCGCAGGGCGUAGCCGAAUUCCGCUGCGACUGCGAGCAGCCGGUGUGCGUGCGUGCCGACUUCACGAGUCAGUACGGCGUGUUCACCGACGCGCGGCUGCCGGGCGGCGAGGCGCUGCUCACCACCGCCAACGUCCAGCUGGUGCUCGACUACGAGAAGUACGGCGUGCGUGACUCGGGUGUCUUCUUCCACGUGCGCGAGCCGCCCAAGCAGGGCGUGAUCAGCGUGGAUGUGUGGCGGAGGCCGGACGAGUCCGUCUUCACGCUGCUCGACCUCCUCUCGGACCGCGUGCGCUACCUGCACGGCGGCGCCGAGAGCGGACAGGACGUGGUCGUGUUCGAGCUCGAGCUGUUCGCGCGCGCCGGCUUCACGCUGCCCGCCUACCUGCAGGCGCGCCACAAGUUCGUGCUGCACGUGGCGGUGACGCCGGACCCGGACAGCCGGCCGCGCGAGCUCGUCUUCACGCUGCUCAGCCCGGCUGAGGUGGAUGGCCACCUGGAGCUGGCGCGCCGGCCCGACGAACCGGUCGACUCGUUCACGCAGGAGCAGGUGGACGACGGUCAGGUGUUGUUCGUGCACGGCGGCGGUGGCGGCGACACGCGGCUUGCGCUGCGCGUCUCCGACGGCCAGGCCACCAGCGAGACGACGUUGCUGCGCGUGGUCACCUUCCGCCUGGAGGCGGUGGCCGUCAACAACACCGGCCUGCGCGUGACGCAUGGAUCCAGCGCGCUCAUCACCACCGCCAAUCUCAGCUUCACCACCAACGCGCAGGACGAGCAGGUUGGCAUCAAGUUUGUCAUCGUGAAGCAGACGCAGAGCGGCAAGGUGCAGAAGCUGCGCGGUAACGGCCACUGGCAGCCGACCAGCCACUUCACCAUGCGGCACCUGAAGCGGCGCCGCGUGCGCUACCGGCACACGACAGGCACUCCCGACCAUGACGGCUUCCGCUUCCAGGUGGUGCUGCAGGACGCCACGCAGCCGGCUGUGCACGACUUCCGCAUCCAGUUCCUCACCGUCUCGGUACAGCUGGUCACCAACCGCGAGCUGGUGCUGAACCGCACGCAAGAGGCGGCCGUCACGCGCGACUUCCUGUACGCGGAGCCGCGGCCGUUCCCCCAGCCGGCAGAGAACCUCUCCUUCGUGGUGACGUCGACGCCGCGCUUCGGUGACCUGUUCCGGCUGGAGGGCAGCCCGGCGCGACGCCAGGCGCUGCCAGUUGGCGUCUCCUUCUCGCAGCGCGACGUCGACGCCGGCCGCGUAGUCUACCGCCUGCACCGCAAGUCCUACUCGGCGUUCACGGACCUGUUCCGCUUCCGCGUGCACAUCCCCGGCUUCGAGUCACCCGUGCACGAGUUCAACAUGCGCCACGUGCCGCCGGCGCCCAAGGGCAUGAUCUCGAUCAAGCGGAUCGAGGUGGGCGAGGGAGACGCAGUGGCCAUCAUGCCGCGGCAGCUCAGCAUCGAGAUCGACGGCAUUGCCACCGUGUUCUACAACGACAUCGCCGCCGGCCGCGUGCUGUACGCGCACGACGACUCGGAGAACCCGAGCGACGCGUUCGGGUUCGUUGCCACCUCGCUUAACCCGGACGACGACUUCCAGUACGUGGGCGUUGCCGAACUCACCUUUUCCGACCCGGACCUGUACACGGAGCCGUCCGACAUUUCCUACACGCGCCGCGGCAUCCCCAACGGCGCGCUCUACCUGCACCCCGACUACAAUACGGAGGUGUUUGGCUUCACGCAGGCCGACAUCGACGCUGACCGGCUGGUGUUCCAGCACGGCGGCGUCGACCGCUCGCGCGUCGUGCUCUGGGUGUCAGACGGCGCGCACUACACGACCGGUGUGCUCGAGAUCGCCGCCGCCGAGCCGUUCGUGCGGCUGAACGGCUCGGCGGCGCCGCUGACCGUACCACGCGGCGACUCGCAGCAGGUGACGGCCGACCGGCUCCGGCCUGAGACCAACGUCGAGGUGGCCGACGAGAACGUGCGCUUCCACGUGACGGCGCCGCCGCAGCGCGGCCGACUACGCGUGCGCGGUGAGCCGGCCGCCGAGUUCUCCUUCCAGGACGUGCAGCAGGGUGCCGUGGAGUACGAGGCGAGCGAGGCGUCGGGCGCGCAGGACUCGGUGGGGUUCGAGGUGCGAGUCGGGAAGCUCGCCUCCAACGGGUCGCUGAGCUUUCGCAUAUACCCGGAGAGCUACUGGGAGCCGCUGCGCGUCGUCAACAACCGGUCGGCGCUGGUGCCCGAGGGCGACAUGGUAACAGUGUCGCAGUCGCUGCUGCACGUCAUGCACCCCAACGUGGCGCCCGGUGACAUCCGCUUCACCGUCACGAAGGGCCCGACGUACGGCUUCCUCAUGCUGCGGGGACCCGACGCCCGGCCCAAGGUCGUCACCUUCGACCAGGCCUUCAUCAACGACGGCAACCUCACCUACGUGCAGUCGGUGGCCAACGCCACAGAGGACCGCUUCGUCUUCACCGUGACCAACGGCAUCGUCAGCAUGUCGGGACUGCAGUUUGACGUGCUGGUGAAGUCGCGCCAGGUGCGCCUGGUCACGUGGAACCUGACGUUGAGCGAGGGUGGCCAGGUGGCGCUCACGCCUCGCGCGCUCACCGUCGCCAGCAGGUACUACCGACAGCGCGUCAGCGGCUUCAGGUAUGUGCACAGCGGGGACGAGUUCCGCGAGGACUGUCUGACGCUGGUGGUCAGCGCUGACUCCAAGACGUCGGCUCCGGGCCCGCUCUGUUUCGUCAUAACCGGCGUGAACGACCAUCCGCCCAGCCUCGUCAAUAACAGCGGCUUGGUGGUGGUGGAGGGAGGCGCCGUGGCCAUCACCACCGACCAGCUUGACGCGGUGGACGCCGACCGGCCGGCAGUGGACCUGACCUUCUCCGUGACCCGCUCCGAGUGCGGCAACGUCAGCCUCCAGUCGGAGCCGGGUGUGCCGGUCUCCAACUUCACGCGCAGCCAGCUGGCCGGCGGCCAGGUCAUCUUCAGCCACACCCAGCCAGAGGCGAGCCGCUGCAGUCUGCGCGUCACCGUCAGCGACGGCGUCCACCAGACACCGCCCGAGAGCUGCUCGGUGCGCGUGGAGCGGCUGCGGCUCCAGCUUGUCGCCAACACCCAGCUGCACGUGUUUCCCAUGAUGCAGCAGUCCAUCACCAAGGGACACCUGCUGGUGCGCACCAACGACCCGCGCACCCCGCGCACCAUCACGUACUCGGUCAUCAGGAAGCCACAGCUCGGCAAGAUCACGAGGGAGCAGCCGGACGGCAGCACGGCCGAGAUAAGCUGGUUUACACAGCAGGAGCUAAACCGCAGCCUGGUGCUGUACGAGCACCGGCGGCCGCUGGGCGCGCUCUCGGCCGAGGACAGCGUCGAGCUGCGCGUCGAGACGCCGCCGGCCGAGCCCCUGCGCCGCGUCCGGCUGCGCAUCGCCGUCUCCGCGGACAUCAGCGCCGGCCGGCUCUCCUACCGGCACGACCACUCGGACACGCGCGCCGACAGCUUCGGCUACAGCUUGUUCCUGGCCACGCCCACCUCGGACGUUCUGCUGUACAACGGCACUGUGAACGUGACGGUGACGCCGGUCAACGACCAGAAGUUCCGGCUGCAGACGACUGCGCCCGGUCUGACGGUCGUGCAGAAGCAGACGGCCGCCAUCGGGCGGGACAACCUGCUUGUCACCGACCCCGACAACGCACCGGCCGAAAUCCUCUUCACCAUCAUCAACGGCCCAAGCCGUGGCAGUGUCUUCUUCAAGGAGACGCCGCACGUGCGUGUCAGCAACUUUAGCCAGGAAGACGUGGACCGCGAGCGACUGCUGUACGCCCAGGACGGCUCGCUUGGAGCCGACCAGUUCUACUUCAGCGUGUGGGACGGCCAGCACAGUCCGCUCGUCACCGGCUUCGGCAUCACCGUCGUGCCGCUCUCGCUCAGCAUCGAGCGUAACGAGCUGGUGCCGAUCACACAGGGUCAGAGUCGCGUGACGCUCGACCCGCAGCACGUCGUGUUCAACGUGACUGUCGAGCCGGCGCACGGCCGCCUCUUCGUAGGCGCCGACAUCGUCACCACCUUCACGCAGGCCGACAUCGACAACGGCCGCGUCGCCUACAUGCAGAUGGACCUGCAGGCGCACAACGACUCGUUCGUCGCCUCCGUGUACAACGAGUUCAACGCCGUGCGCAAUGAGACGUUCUCGGUGGCGAGCCGGCCGCUGAACAUCAUCUUCUUCGUGGCGGCCGACGCGUCGCUCGAGGGCAACGAGACGCUGGCGGACGCGGUACGGUUCGAGCUGACGGCGAACGGUGUGCAGCCGGCGCGGGGCAGCCUGGCCGUGGAGCUGGUGAGCGCCGCGACGCUCGAGGCCGACAAGGCGCUGCCCGGCGUCAACUCGGUGGUGGGCCGCGACCGGCCGGCCGACGCGGCCUCCUUCAUGCGCAGCGACUACGUGCUGGUGGCGGGCGUGGUGAUUGGCGUGGUGAUCACUUCGAUCCUGCUGCUGAUCGUCGUCAACCGCGCCUCCACGCCCGACUUCAUCAACUCGACCCUGCCGCGGCCGUCUACCAUCAGCACGCUGCCGCGGCCCGAGCCGAUGGCGUCCAGGCCGCGCCUCUCAGCCAACGGCAGCCUGCCACGGCCGCGCUUCCUGGAGCGGCCCCGCCUGCUGGAGCCCGGCUGGCCGGAGCGCGACGUGUCGCCGUGCGUGCCGCAGUGCACGGUGACGCCGCUCUACACGGGCGCGCCGCCGUCCGAGCUCACCUACUCGUACGACGUGGACACGGACCGACAGUUCUGCGACGACGGCUGGAGCCACGACGGCUCGGAGGUCAGCGCUAGCCAGCCGAGUAACCCGAUCCUGCGCAAGAACCAGUACUGGGUGUAG
Pollicipes pollicipes is the source of this 5865-nucleotide messenger RNA. Its product is annotated as chondroitin sulfate proteoglycan 4. Gene Ontology annotation, biological process: anatomical structure morphogenesis. The record is from RefSeq and is a predicted model, not a curated record. The coding region runs from base 1 to 5865 and encodes 1954 amino acids. NCBI's taxonomy places the organism in Eukaryota, Metazoa, Arthropoda, Thecostraca, Pollicipedomorpha, Pollicipedidae. The transcript is spliced from 15 exons.